Exophiala xenobiotica is the source of this 1002-nucleotide messenger RNA. RefSeq lists its product as uncharacterized. The record is from RefSeq and is a predicted model, not a curated record. NCBI's taxonomy places the organism in Eukaryota, Fungi, Ascomycota, Eurotiomycetes, Chaetothyriales, Herpotrichiellaceae. Bases 1 to 1002 code for a protein of 333 amino acids. The transcript is spliced from 4 exons.
AUGUAUGCACCUACGAGACCCAGUUCUAGCAGAGCGGGACAGGUCCCUCCCUGGAUGUGCGCCGACGAGCCACAGUAUACGAACUCGGAUAGCUCGUAUCCGGAGUCGACGACUGGUUAUCAGGCUCCCCCAGCGACAGUAGUGAGAAGCCUCGACGGGACUUAUAUCGGGGCCUUGAGGGACGACCUGGAGGACUUCGAAGAGAAGAUGACGCAACAGAAUAGCAGCCGGGAUCGAAGGAUCCUUGACUUAGAAGCACACGUGCACGGACUCCCAGAGGAGCUCAACCGCAUAAUAAAGCACAACAACAACACUACCUCGACCAAGGUCGUACGGGAAUUCGAAGCCAAAAUGACUGCCAUGAUCGCUGAGAAGCUCGACGUCGCCGACGCCGCCAUCGCCGACACGAAUUCGGCACUCCACACCAAGAUGAAGGACAUGAUGGACGCGAUAAUCGCGGACACCGUCGUGCCCCGAACCACGGAGCGAGUCCUGGAAUACGUCCAGAACGAAGCCAUGCCGCAGACCAAGCAGGAGUUGCAGGCCGAUCUGACGCGAGAAAAAGAAAUACUACCCCUCGACAGUCUCGCCAGCUACGUGACGCAAGGGGCCGAAGCCAGCGUGCACAAGCUGGGCGUCCAGCUCGAAGCGAGCCUGGAGGAAAGGCUGACGGCCCACCUCGAGGCCAAAAUCCGGGAGCAGCUGGAAACCGACAUGCGCGCCAAAUUCGAGGCCCUCGAGACCGAGAUGAAGGCCGAGCUGACGACCGCGUUCGGGACGGCCAGCCGCGGUUCCGCGUCGGACAUCAGACGCAAGGUCGAGGAGGACCUGCGUUCUGCGCUGAGACUGGAGAUCUACAUGGAACUGCAGGAGAAAAUGGAGGCCAAGUUCAACGCUCUCGAAUCCGGCAUGGCCGCCAGGAUCAGAGAGCUGGAGGAUCGUCUCGCCCUGGCCCUGGCCGAGGCCCAGGCGGACGAUGUGGUUGUGGUCGAGCGAGAGUAG